Molecule: messenger RNA, 2942 nt
Organism: Magallana angulata
Lineage: Eukaryota; Metazoa; Mollusca; Bivalvia; Ostreida; Ostreidae
Exons: 2
Coding region: 351-833 (160 amino acids)
Molecular function (GO): protein binding
Source: RefSeq, a predicted model, not a curated record
GCAACUGGAAGCCCUUAGAUUCACCCGAGAUAUUCAACACGUUCAGCUCGAGACAUAAUUUACUCCGCUGUGUUUUUGUGCACAGCAAACAGGAAAUUUGGACAAGCGGUGAAGAUUAUGAAAUAAGAUCCUUUAAUAGGGUUGCCAAUUCUACAAAGACUUUUCAAACUUUAUCUGGAGAGCGGCCGAGUGAUAUAACCGUAACAAAUAAUGGAGCAUUAAUUUAUAGUGACUGGAAAUUAUGCACUGUUAAUAAAUUGAUAAAUAAUCAAAUAGAAGUAUUUAUCACGUUACAAGGAUGGACACCUACCAACCUGUUUGCUACGGCUUAUGAUGAUCUCCUCGUCGUUAUGCGUUCAAAUGACAACAGUCAAUCUAAGGUUGUUCGAUACUCAAACGGUAAGGAAUGCCAAACGAUUCAGUACGAUGAAGAAGAUAAACCUUUGUAUUCGGGAAAUACAAAAAUUAAAGGACUAUGUGCGUCCUUUAUCAAUGAGAACAGAAACCUAGAUAUUUGUGUUGCUGACAGUAGAGCAAAGUCAGUAGUGGUUGUAAAUCAAUCUGGGAAAUUACGAUUCCGUUACACAGGUCAUCCCUCUGAGGCCAAAAGAAACCCUUUCAAACCAUUCGGUAUCACAACAAAUAGUCUGGGUCAGAUCCUAACAGCAGAUCAUAACAAUCAUUGUAUCCACAUCUUAGACAAGGAUGGGCAGUUUUUAUUUUAUAUUGAUGAUGUGAUUGAUUCAUACGGAUUGUGUAUUGAUAGAUAUGACAUGUUGUUUGUUACCGAGUACACUACUGGAAACGUGAAAGUAAUCAAAUAUUUUGAAUAGAUGAUACCCUGCAAAUUUAUUGUCUGUACGGUUAUAAUUCAGUUUUGACUGAAUUCCUUAGAAUUGUAAACAUUAUACCUGAAUUUCAAAUGUGAUCUUAACUAAUCGAAGUACUCAAAGUAUAGACAUCCGGGAAAAUUUGAUGGGUUUUGAAAACGCAAUAUAACAGAUCAAGUAGGCAAAUUGGGUUAUUAUUAAUGCGAACAAAGAUUAAUUAACUGUUACACACACUUUUAUAACAUUUCCCACCCAAUUUGUACACUUAGCUCACGGGGAUCUCUAAUUAUAAUAUGAUUUAGGCUAUAAGUGUAAACAAUGGUUAAUAUCAAAGGCGUCCGGAGCAAAUCGAAAGUGGUAGGGCCUAGACAUAUCUAAAAUCUUGACCCCCCCCCCCCAAAAAAAAAAAGGAAAACCAUUUUUGCCAAUCUUCAAAGUUUUAGCCUCAUCCCCCUAUCCCCGGCAACUAUGCAAAAAUAUCAUCAUAUUAUAAAUAGAUAGGACAUAACCUCUACCGAAAGGCAAAUACCUUAUUCAUAUUUUGCAAGGUUUUAAUGUGACUGUCUUACAUCCAUAAACCACAAGGGGCAGUCUUCCAAUAAGCGUACCUCACUUGGUUUAAAACCGCCAUAAUCUGUUUUUCAUCUAAUCGAAUAACAAAGGAAAUAAAUAAUGGCAUGAUGUUUUAUAUGAGUGGAGAUAAUUGAAAUCUAUAUUUUACCGAAUGCGUUAGCGUCAGUUGGAUCUAUGUGCACAUUGAUCUUCAAUUGAUCGAUUUAAACUUACAGAUAAGAAGAUCCAUAUGACGUCUUGUCACUAGGAAUUGACUUCGAUAAUUGUCAAUGUGCAAAUUCCAUGUUUUUUUUUGUUGUUGUUUUUUUUUGCUAUUUUAAUUAUCGUUUUGUCGCAAAUACAAAUGCCCAGUAUUUGUAGAUUUUUCUACAUUUCAACUAUCAUAAUUUCCGGCAUUUUCUUUCAUUUGACACAAUACUGGGGGAAAUGCAAUAAGCAAUUUUGCAUUAUUCCAUUUGUAAUAUUCGUUCUCGUCUGACAUUUAACAUUAAGGUAUGCUGUAACGUUCAUUAAAAAAUCAUUCAAAUGUUUGACAAACAUAUCUAAAGAAAAUAAUUUCCGCUUUCCGACAUCCAAAAUUAACAUAAAUGAGAUAUAAACAGAGUUUCACAACAUUUUUGCCUACUCAAACGACUUUGCGUUGCCCAGUUAAAAUUCAAAGGAUAAAACCUGAAAAAAUGUUGGUAGAAAAUUGUUUGACUUGUGUAAAGCAUCAGGUCUGAGAAUGUGCAACGGUAGAUGCUGGAUAAGAGUGGUAUGGUUACUUUUUUCAAUCACCUUGGGUCAAGCGAUAUUGAUUACGUCCAAGGAUUAUUAUGAUUUUGUGUCAUUUUUUAAAGUCUUAGAUUGUAACAUGUGGUCAGAUCACGCCCCCAUUGAAUUCAACCUACGAAGUUUGUGUAACUCUAUACGCUCCAUUGAUUUAGACAAUAGUGUAUCUUAUAGUACUCAUACCUUUUAUAAGUGGAAUGAUGAUAAGUCUACGGACAUGAGAAGUGCUCUUGAACAACGCCUCUCUGACCUUUACCAAUGUAUUGAAUCUUUUGAAAACUCAAACUUGGGUAUUGAUAGUUGUGUUGACAGAUUUACACAAUCAAUGAUGCAUUCGAUAGCCUUUGCUAUAAAACUAUUAAUAACAGCAGCAACAAACCUUCUAAAAUUAAAAACAAAGUAUGGUUUGACGAAAAAUGUAGAUACUUACAUAUAUACUAUCGUAAUUUUCUACGAGCAUAAAAUAAAGAUAGGAAUACGUACAGUGGGGAACUUUUAAUCAAAGCACAAAAGAAUAUAAAGUAAUGGUAGUAAAAACCAGGAGACGGUAUAUGAAACAUGAGAGCGUCAGACUUGAUUAUCUACCUGACAAUAACCCCAGGGAGGUGUACUAGGUCCCAGCUAGCUACCGACGAUUUCUAUCAGUAUUGUAAAGAUGUGUGUAAAAUAUUUUCCUUAUUAUAUAUGUAUAUAAGUUGUCUUCAUCAUUAUUAACUAUUUUUGUACGAUUGACUGAUUUUCUUUAUGUACUGUGACUUAAAUAAAGAU